UAGUCUGCGUCGUGUUGCUAUUUUCCACAGCUGGUUAGCAUUUCUAUUGUCUUUCUUAUGAGAGGGUUAUCGGCAACUGUUCUUGUCCUUCGUAUAAUUCCGACAACAGUCUUACAAAUUUAUAGUCCAUCAUGGCGGAGGAGCAGGAGAUAAUGUGCAAGCUAGAAAACAUCAAAGAAAUACGGAAUAAGACGCUUCAGAUGGAGAAGAUAAAAUCUCGAAUGAGGAGUGAAUUUGAAGCUCUGGAAUCAGAAGAAAAGCACCUGAGAGAGUAUAAACAGGAAAUGGAUCUUUUGCUGCAGGAGAAAAUGGCUCAUGUAGAGGAGCUGCGUCUCAUACAUGCUGAUAUUAACGUGAUGGAAAACACUAUCAAACAGUCCGAGAGUGACUUGAACAAACUGCUUGAGACGACCAGACGUCUCCAUGAUGAAUACAAACCUCUGAAAGAACACGUGGACGCCCUGAGAAUGACCCUUGGCAUGCAGAGACUCCCCGACCUCAGCCAGGAAGAGGAGAAACUAUCACUUGACUACUUUGAAAAGCAAAAGGCAGAGUGGCAGACAGAACCCCAGGAGCCUCCUAUCCCAGAAUCCCUAGCCGCGGCUGCAGCUGCAGCCCAGCAGCUUCAGGCUGCACGGAAACAGGACGCAAGGCAGACAGCAACAUUCCGCCAACAGCCUCCACCUAUGAAGGCAUGUUUGUCUUGCCACCAGCAGAUCCAUCGGAAUGCCCCGAUCUGUCCUCUCUGCAAAGCCAAAAGUCGCUCACGCAACCCUAAAAAACCCAAGAGAAAACCUGAUGAGUAGCGCACACACGCACAGCUAAAACCCCACGCCAAUAAAAGCUUGAGGAAUAACACAAACAAAACCCAAAAUCUCAAGAAAAAAAAACGUAAUACACUUACGCUCUCUUGCAUGCACAAUUCCAAACACACAUUUACACCCUGACAGGGAUCAGUUAACAAACACACACCCUAACUCACAUGUCUGCACAUUUACACAUACACAUAUUGUCCUGAAGGAAUGGAUCAUCUCCAGUCUGAUCAAUUGACCUCUAAUAGUGAUACUCAUACUUUAGUUUAUACUCUUCCUGCUUCAGUGAAUGUGAGGUCUCAAUCAGUAGCUCUUUGUCAUCUCUUCAUUAAAUGGCUGUUUAAAGGUUUUAUAUUAGAUUGUCUUUUCAUUUUUAUAUGUGCUACCUUGGUAUUGUGUUUGUACUGCGUCUGUAGCGGAAAUGGAUGGUGGUUUAGAAUUUUUAAAGUGUAUCCUUCUGUUUGUGCUUUAGAUGAAACUAAAUUCUCUGAAAUGGAUUUUGUCAAUAGAGCAGUUUGUAUGAUAUUCAGUUAAUGCUUAAACUGAUCUUUUAAUAAUAUUUUUAUUAAUAAUGUUAUGAUUUUCCUUUUUUAUGACUCUUUUUAAUAUUUUUCCUCAUGAUCAAAGUGUUAAUGUUUUUUCUUGUAUUGUGUAACUAUGCCCUGUUCCAGAUAUACAACAUACCCAUUCAAUUGCAAAAUUCUGGAACACAAGUUGAAGGGGAGUUCUAGAGCUCAAGUUUAGAUUGAAUCAUCUUUAGUUUUGUGUGAUGGUGCGGUUUACUUUAUGUUGCAUAGAAGAAAGUUCUGGAAUUUUACCGAAUGAGGAUUAAGAGCUUGUAAGAGUCUUUAGUAUUGAAUCACUUGUGUUCAUUUCUCAUCUUUUCUGAGAUUCAGUUUGUAAUCAUUAAAAUCAGUGAAACUAACCAAAUCUGGAACUCUUGUCAUGCUGAAUUCUUCAUACAAUACUGAUUGAUUUAAUCUCUUUAUCUUUUUCUCUCCCUGACACUCUAUCUGUUGUCUUGAUAUUCAUCUGGAAUUUGACCUUUCGCCUAUGACCCGAACAAUGCAAUAAUCAUUCAGCUCUUGCUAAUCUCUUUACCAGAGUGCGCUUCUUCAUUCUUUUUACACUGCGCUCUUAAUCCUGAAGGGGGCGAUAUUUGCACUCAUUUUUCAUUUUCUUGAGUUUCUGUGCAUCAUACUGUGGAAUGAGUCUGUUCUUCAAGGCUGCAUGUCACAAAACAUAUCUGAAUUUACUCAUCUUUAAAAAAGUGUACAUAAUUUGUACACUUUUUUAUUUGAGAAAUGGCAAAGCAACUACAAAUUUGAGGGUCAAAUUACUAAAAAAAUAAAUAGUUAAAUAAAUGUUUAUCUAGUAAACAGUUUGUUAACAAAAUUACAGGAAAUAUAACUUGGGCUGGUGUUAGGGGUGAUUGUAAAAUGCCAUUAAGGAAGAGUGUUUUUGGUCAAUUAACUUUUGCCUUUAGAGCAACCCAUGACUGGAAUGAUUAAUUUGUGGGCAUUAAAUUAAUUAAAUCACUAAAUAAAUAAAUUCCCCUUGUAUUUAAUUGUAGCUCUAGUUUGUGUCAAUUUUCCUUUUACCAUUACCACCUUUUACUAUUUUCUGUAUGGGUUCAAAUUAAGAAAUUGUCAACAUUUUGGCUGGCAUCUUCAUCUGCAUGAGUUAAAAAGAAAUAUCUUACUGUACCAAGCUCAGGUAGUGCUUAAAUGGAAAAUCAGUCCAACGAUAAUGCAGAAAUGAAAAUGGACAAAGACUUAUUUAGUGAUACAAUGAUUCCUUAUGUAGUAUGCAUUUAAUUAUUUGUUUAACUUUGAAUAAUUAUUGCCCUCCAUGUAUGCUUUGAUUGAACUAAUGUUAUACUUAGCAAAGUUUUUCAUUUAAAUAAAUCUAAUACAGUGUGACCUGGAUAUUUGCUGAUAAGCUUUUUGAGAUUCUAUCGCUGAAGCUGCUUUAUUGCCUGGGUGCAUCAUUAAUUGCAUAUUAUGUGCAUUCUUGUUAUAUUAAUGGCUGUGUGUUUUAUGAUAGUGGAUUUGCAUCUCCUUGUAUUCUUGUCAAAGAAGAGGUAAAAGAAAAUGUAUGGAUGUGGACCUAAAUCAGCACAUAUUUUAGUUUUAC
Messenger RNA from Xyrauchen texanus (razorback sucker), 2948 nucleotides. RefSeq names its product zinc finger C4H2 domain-containing protein-like. Gene Ontology annotation, biological process: positive regulation of neuron differentiation. Gene Ontology annotation, cellular component: nucleus. Lineage: Eukaryota; Metazoa; Chordata; Actinopteri; Cypriniformes; Catostomidae. The transcript is spliced from 5 exons. The coding region runs from base 132 to 806 and encodes 224 amino acids. The record is from RefSeq and is a predicted model, not a curated record.